Molecule: messenger RNA, 960 nt
Organism: Puma concolor (puma)
Lineage: Eukaryota; Metazoa; Chordata; Mammalia; Carnivora; Felidae
Source: RefSeq, a predicted model, not a curated record
AUGACCAUUCAGUACACCUUUGGUUCUAGAGUCGGACAUUUCACACACGUGUUUGUGGACGAAGCAGGACAGGCCAGUGAGCCAGAAUGCCUUAUUCCUCUGGGGCUGGUCUCAGACGCCAACGGCCAGAUUGUCCUUGCCGGAGACCCCAUGCAGCUCGGCCCGGUUAUCAAGUCCAGACUCGCCAUGGCCUACGGGCUGAAUGUGUCUAUGCUGGAAAGACUGAUGUCUCGGCCGGUGUAUAUGAGGGACGAAGACGCUUUCGGUGCCUGUGGCGCCUACAACCCCUUGUUGGUGACAAAGCUCGUGAACAACUACAGAUCCCACCCAGCUCUGCUGGCACUGCCAUCCAGGCUGUUCUACCACAGAGAGCUCGAAGUGUGCGCAGACCCCAAGGUGGUGACCUCCCUGCUGGGCUGGGAGAAGUUACCGAAGAAAGGCUUCCCGCUCAUAUUCCACGGCGUGAGGGGCAGCGAAGCUCGUGAAGGCAGGAGCCCGUCCUGGUUCAACGCGGCCGAAGCCGUCCAGGUCAUGCGCUACUGCUGCCUCCUGGCCAGGGGCAUCUCCAGCCAGGUGUCUGCAAGCGAUAUUGGUGUGAUCACACCCUACCGGAAGCAGGUGGAAAAAAUCAAAAUUCUUUUGCGAAAUGUUGACCUGAUGGACAUAAAGGUUGGAUCAGUAGAGGAGUUUCAAGGGCAAGAAUAUUUGGUCAUCAUCAUCUCCACCGUGCGGUCAAAUGAAGACAGGUUUGAAGACGAUAGACAUUUUUUGGGUUUCUUGUCCAACUCAAAAAGAUUUAAUGUUGCAGUCACCAGACCCAAAGCCUUGCUGAUUGUGCUGGGAAACCCUCACGUGCUGGUCAAAGACCCCUGUUUUGGUGCAUUACUGGAAUACAGCAUUACGAACGGUGUCUACACGGGGUGCGAUCUACCUCCCGAACUGCAGUCACUGCCGGAGUGA